This is a messenger RNA of Scylla paramamosain (green mud crab), 825 nucleotides long. Its product is annotated as TBC1 domain family member 22B-like. The coding region runs from base 1 to 825 and encodes 274 amino acids. NCBI's taxonomy places the organism in Eukaryota, Metazoa, Arthropoda, Malacostraca, Decapoda, Portunidae. Gene Ontology annotation, biological process: activation of GTPase activity. The transcript is spliced from 5 exons. The record is from RefSeq and is a predicted model, not a curated record. Gene Ontology annotation, molecular function: GTPase activator activity.
AUGGUAAGGACAGAGAAGUUCCUGGAGGUGAUCAACGCAGCCAACACUUCCCUGCCGGAGCUGCGGAAACUGUCUUGGUCUGGCAUUCCCUCACAACACAUUGACAUCCCACGCAUGUCUCCCCUGAUUCCGUUGUUCCAACAAACAAUCGUACAAGAAAUGUUUGAGCGCAUUCUGUACAUCUGGGCCAUCCGUCACCCUGCCUCAGGUUACGUGCAGGGGAUCAACAACCUUGUCACACCCUUCUUCAUCGUCUUCCUUCAUGAGGUGGUUCCUAAAGAGGAGAGCCUGGACACAUACGAGGUGGAGAAGAUUGAAGCGGAGCAGCGGGCGGUGGUGGAGGCAGACAGCUUCUGGUGUAUGUCAAAGCUGCUGGAUGGAAUACAAGACAACUACACUUUUGCACAGCCAGGCAUUCAAAGCAAAGUGCAACAGCUCGGCGAACUUAUGAAGAGUAUAGUGUUCAAUCUCCACCAGCACUUGGCCAGACAUGAGAUAGACUACCUUCAAUUUUCCUUCCGAUGGUUCAACAACUUGCUAAUGAGGGAGAUGCCCCUAGGCUGCACCGUCAGGCUCUGGGACACACUGCACGCUGAACCUGACGGCUUCUCCCACUUCGUGCUCUAUGUGUGUGCUGCGUUCCUCACCUACUUCUCCCAGCACCUCAUGAACCAGAGGGAUUUCCAGGGCUUAAUGCUGCUGCUUCAGAAUCUGCCAACAUCCUCUUGGUCAGACACGGAGAUCAGUCUGCUGGUGGCCGAGGCAUUCAGGUUGAAGUACACAUUUGCUGAUGCGCCAAACCACCUCCAGACACCUCAGAAGUGA